This is a messenger RNA of Saprolegnia parasitica CBS 223.65, 428 nucleotides long. RefSeq lists its product as hypothetical. Lineage: Eukaryota; Oomycota; Saprolegniomycetes; Saprolegniales; Saprolegniaceae. The record is from RefSeq and is a predicted model, not a curated record. The transcript has a single exon. Bases 71 to 379 code for a protein of 102 amino acids.
GGCAAUAUUAUCGAACCUUGGGCGCUGGAGGCGGCGCCCCAUUCUCAUUUUCGAAUUUCCACCAAGUAGAAUGGCCACGAUCCGAGCGACGCGUCCCGUCCGCAAGUCGGCGUGGUUCUCGGACCCCGCGACGUACCCGAUCAUCGCGAUCUUGGGCAGCGCGGCCGUGCUCGCGACCUUCCAGGGCGUGCGCCACCUCGCGCGCAGCCCGGACGUGACGCUCGACAAGGAGAAGCGCCACAACAUCUUCCGCCGCGACGAGAAGGCGUGCACGGACUUUCGCAGCCACCGCGUCGAGUGGGCCCACCUCCAAGAGAACCCGAUCACGCGGUCGGGCGACUUUGUCGAGUUUCGCCGCCGCAACACCAAGGAAUUGUAGCUGCGUCGUCUAGCCGCGGUAACAAUGCUAAUAAUUGUGCUUUCCUCUA